UAUUCAACUAAUUUUCAAAAACAGUUUGGUAAAAGAAACGAUAGCAUAAUGUUGAUUGGGAAGAAAGCUCGACAGUAAUUAAGUUUCAAUUACAACAGAGACAGUGAAAAGUAUUGUGAUUCAAAAAAUAAGGAAGAAAAAUAAUUAAUUUAUUGGAAAGAUUGCAAAUGCAAUGAAAAUCCGACAUCAUGUGGACUUACAUGAUGGCAGCUGCACGAGGCGAUCGGGCAUCGUCAAUUAUUUCGCGUCAAAAUGCCAGACACAACGAUGAUUCAAGUCUAUCAAGAUUGCCACAUUCUAAUUAUUCACAUCGUAUGCGAAGACUACCACAUUACCAAACUACAGCAUUCACUAUCGAUCCAUCAGCGCGCAGCACACAAACUUUUGCGGAACGUUAUGGUGUUUCGCCUCCACAUUCUAAUGAAAACCUUUACGGGAAUGACUACACAAUCAACGAUACCUGCAAUGAUAAACGUUCAUCAAGUCGCUUUCAAGCGACCACUAAAAACCAUAAGGUUGACAUGUCAAAGCCAUCGUCCUCGUCAAAUGCUAUUCAACAAACACAUAAUACUAGUGAGGGAGAAGGCUGUUCGAAAGCUUUCAAUAUAACUGUGAUAAAAGCUUCCCAAAAUGCGUCUAGGAACGAUCAUUCGACAUCUCACGAUGUUGAACACCAUUUAACGGUGAGUAGAGACUCAACAAUUUUACCAAAAAGUUAA
Clunio marinus is the source of this 719-nucleotide messenger RNA. NCBI's taxonomy places the organism in Eukaryota, Metazoa, Arthropoda, Insecta, Diptera, Chironomidae. The record is from the annotation of a GenBank genome assembly.